GGAAGGCGGUGUGCUACCGGUAGCCAUAACCUUAAUCGUCAAUGACAUCACUAGCUGCUGGCAGUCGCCUUUUCAGCCAGAACAACGAAACAACAACCACAACUUGACCGAAAGAGGACGAGACAAUAGAGACAAGAGGUGAGGAGAGAGACACACACACAGAGCAAGAUGAGCGGCGAAGACUGGCACCAAGUAACUCAACAGAACCGCCGUCAAGUAGUAGGCGGAGACCGUACCAAGCAGCCCCAAGCUUGGCCUCGGCAACAGCAUGUUCCGCAUUCCCACAAAGAUUCUCGCCCGGGCCCUCAGAAUGGAUCUCACCAGCAACCACCCAAUCACAGUGGCAAUAAGCAAUCGUGGAGACACAACAACGAUACUGAUCAACGAAGAAAUCAGCCAAUACAGCAUCAACAGCCCCAGCAACAUCGACGACAGCAGCCACACCCUCCAAAGGCCCGAAACGCCCCGCUGCCUCCGCAGAAUGCAUGGAAUAAUACCGGUACCGGUACCGGUACCGGUAGAGCACCCCAGAAACAGGAUCCACGCUUUCAUUCAGAAGCUGCUGCGCCUCCCGUACCAGCACCGGCAAAUGCCAGUGCCAGUGCCAUGCCAAAGGCUCAAGGCACGUGGGCAACAAUGGCAUCCGCCAAAAGGUCUGGUGGUCCCAAUAACAAUCAAAAUCACAAUACUAGAGGGACCAACAAGGGACCAACCUCAGCGAAAACAACGCCUCCUUCGAUUGUCUCCCCCGACACGAAUCAACAAAAGGGUAAUAAAAACCAGAAAAGGGCUCCCCAUCAAAAAGACCAAAAGAAUAACAAGAAAAACAACAAUGCCACUGCCAACCAAAGGCAAAUCCAUGGUAAAAAGCCAAAACUCGCUAGCAUGAGCAUGGGCGACUUGGUGCCGAAAAUUACAACAAUACUCCCCAAAGACAAAAACAACAAACCAAACAAUAGCAACAAUCAUAAUUCUCAACGACCAGCGACACAGAAAUCAUUCAGUUUGCAGGAAUCCCAAGACUUUCCAGCCCUUGCAACCACCAGCAAUAACUGGCCUUCACUUGGGCAGCAGGCAAGUAGACCUGUGCGGGCGGCUACUGCCAAGAAAGCUGCACAAGAAUCAUCACAGAAUAACAACAACACCAAUACUCCAAAGAAACGAAAAAAUGCCUCAUCACAACAAGUCACUGACACCAAGACUGGCAAAGCCAAGAAGAAAGACUCAAGUCCACUUGGCAACGGCGCCAACAACAACAUGCUGGCAGGGAGACCCGACGCCAAUCAUUUGCAAGCACAGUUCUUGCUACCACCCGGAAAGAUGCUCCUGGAUCCGAAACUGGAUGCCGCCCAUGGGGGAGAUGCCCAACAGUUGAUGUUCAUGAUGAAGAAUCAAGGGCAGAUGAUGAAGGGGCGACAACGAAUCAAACCGCGAAAGAAACGAUUCACUGCUCUAAAGCGAAAAAUAUUGUUGGAGCGUCUCAAGGUUUGGAAGGAAUCGCAAGGCGGAGCUGCUUCUGUGGAAAGCAACGUGGAGGAGGAUGGCGAAUCACUUACAGUGUGUGUAGAGGGAUUUGUGACGCGGGAAGAGUUGGAAGACGAAGACGAAUAUGAAGAGGUCUUGGCAAACUUUCAAGACAUGGUGGAAAAGGUGGGAGAAUUCAAACAAAUCUUUAUCCCUCGAGCUGAACAUGACGCCCACGAGGCAGCCGAGGAUUCACAGCCAGUCUUUGUUCGCUUUUCAACGUCAACUUUGGCGAGGGCUGCCAGGGACUGUUGGGACGGAUUGGUUAUUGGUGGUGAGCCAUUGAGAGCAACUGUUGUUGCAUUAAUAGUCGGCGGUAUCGGUGAGGAUACGAAGGAGGAGGAAGUUUGGCAGGACGCAUGUUUACAAUCUACAAAGGGCCAAUACCUGCAACCAGAAGACGGAUUUGUUGCUGAAACCAAUACGAUUUUGGCUACUAGUACGAAGGCCGAGUUGUUGUUGCAGAACAUCCUCACCGAAGACGAUCUCGAGGAAGCAGAAUGCCUCGAGGAAUCGUUGGGCGAUGUUCGUUCAUUGUUGAACAAAUAUGGUACUGUCUCAAACUUGGACACUGAGGGCACUAGCAUCUUGGCCACUUUCGAUGACAUGAACGAGGCAACGCUCCAUGAAACUGCGAGCGAGUUGAAUGGGAUGUGUCUAGGCGGUCAAAUCGUCACUGUCAAAGUGUUGGAACGGGAAGCGAUUGAAACCAGUUGUGUAGUUUUACGCAACAUCCUGACAGAGGAUGACAUUGAAGAUGACGAAUGCCUUGAAGAAAGCCUUGAUGACGUUCGGGAGCUGGCUUGCAAGUACGGGACUGUGAUCAACAUCGAUGCAGCGAAGACAGACAGCCCGAGCACCAGCACUGUGAAAGUAACAUAUUCAACGGCUUCGGAAGCAGAAGCUGCAGCGACGGAGUUUUCGGGUAUGGUAAUCGGUGGAGAAACAGUUACAGCAUCUUUUGAAGAUGCAAAAGGAAGCGUGGCUCUCACAAACUCCACCAAUGGGGACACACAAUCUGGCGAGACCGGAGUUGGAACAAACGAAGAGCAGGCUGAGUCAGGACAGCCAAAGCCAAUGUUUUCUGGUGACAAGCGCAUACCAGAGCGGUUUGCCGAGUGCAAACGAGCUCCCAAGGUGCCAAAUAAAGGGACACCAAGGAGUUAUGCUGUGCUGAUUGAUGAUGACACUGUGAAACCCCUUCUGGUCGAAAUGCUGAACGAGUUGAUGCGGUUACAGAUGCGAGCAUUGAAUGACAAGAACGCAAAAGCCAGACGUCGAGUUGUUGUCGGGCUCAGAGAAUGUCACCGGUGUCUUCGAGCGAACAAAGCGAAAAUGAUAAUCAUGGCAAACAACCUUGACGAUUAUGGGGCAAUCGACGACAAGCUGCAAGAGAUUCUUGAUUUAGCGGCGGAAAAGGAGAUACCUGUGCUGUUUGAACUGAGCAAGCGAGUGCUGGGGAAGGCCGUGGGGAAGAAGAUCAAGGUGUCUGUCGUUGCCAUUCAGGGGACCGACGGUGCUCAUCAACAGUUUGUGAAGUUGUCAAAACUUGCUCACAAAACCCCCAAGACCGGAGGCCAAGGAGGGAGUUGAAAUACUGACCUUUCAUCGAAGGCGAAACUAGCUUUUGAGCCUCUGUCUUACUGGUACCAGUACGCGUUCACUUCGUAGUGUCUUGUUUUAAAUUAGGGCUAGCUCUAGGUUUCUAUACACGAGG
Messenger RNA from Seminavis robusta, 3241 nucleotides. Lineage: Eukaryota; Bacillariophyta; Bacillariophyceae; Naviculales; Naviculaceae. The record is from the annotation of a GenBank genome assembly.